Messenger RNA from Neofelis nebulosa (Clouded leopard), 2960 nucleotides. RefSeq names its product solute carrier family 23 member 3 (gene SLC23A3). NCBI's taxonomy places the organism in Eukaryota, Metazoa, Chordata, Mammalia, Carnivora, Felidae. Gene Ontology annotation, cellular component: membrane. Gene Ontology annotation, molecular function: transmembrane transporter activity. The transcript has 11 exons. Bases 884 to 2371 code for a protein of 495 amino acids. Gene Ontology annotation, biological process: transmembrane transport. The record is from RefSeq and is a predicted model, not a curated record.
GACACAGAAUCGGAAAUAGGCUCCAGGCUCUGAGCUGUCAGCACAGAGCCCGACGGCGGGGCUCGAACUCACAGACCGUGAGAUCAUGACCUGAGCCCAAGUCGGACGCUUAACCGACUGAGCCACCCAGGCGCCCCUAUGUUUAUUCAUUUUUGAAAGAUAGAGACAGAGCACAAGCAGGGGUGGGACAGAGAGAAAGGGGGACACAGAAUCUGAAGCAGGCUCCAGGCUCCGAGCUCUCAGCACCAGAGCCCGACGCGGGGCUCAAACUCACGAACCACGAGAUCAUGACCUGAGCCGAAGUCGGACACUCAGCCGACUGAGCCACCCAGGCGCCCCACAAAAUACUUUUUAUUAUCACUUACCUUUAUUUCUCCUUUCUGUUGUUACAGUGAGAAAAUUAUAUAGAGUUGUGGUCACUUUUGCCAUGCAUGAUGUAGGGACAUUACCCAUGCAUUUCCUUCCCAGGUAGUCCUGGGGGCUUGACCCUGAAAGGGUUGAGAACUGGUGUAACCAUGAUCGUUUCAAAUGCUGGUGGUGAGGAGGGAACACUAAAACCUCCCCAGGAUAUUUUUUAAGUCUCCUCCCCACCUCUCCUAUCCUACUUUCCAAAGCAUGAAACAGGGGAUCUACAUGGGAGUUUCUUGCGGGGGAGGGGUCCAGAACGUGGCUCCCCAGUUAAUGGGUGAUGGAAUUUGCACAAGAGCUGGGCAAAGGUGAAAGGGCCUGUCCUGCCCCAAAUCCCUCAUCCCUUCGCUCCGCUUCACUGAUGCCUCCACCCCCUCCCCACUCCAGGCAGCUAACUUCCUCCAAACUCCGACCUCUUACUCUCUCUACUUAACUCUGGCCCAGGGCAGCCAAGACAAGAAGAAAGGCAGUCAGCAUGAGCCGAUCACACCCCCAUCCCGUCCAACUCCAGUCUAUGGGCCCCCAGGAUGCCCUGGCCACACUGCCGCCACCACCACUCCCACCGCAGCCUGCUGUCCAAAAUCCCUCCUCUCACCCUUGGGCCUCUCAGUGUGGGCCUCCUCCCUGGGGCCUCAGCUGUCUUCUGGCUCUGCAGCAUAUCUUGGUGCUGGCUUCUCUGCUCUGUGUCUCCCACUUGCUCCUGCUUCAAAAUCUGCCCCAAGGAGAGCUCUCAUAUUCCCCUGCCCAACUCCUGGCCUCCAGCCUCUUUUCGUGUGGUGUGUCUACCACCCUGCAAAUUUGGAUAGGCAGCAGGCUGCCUCUUGUCCAGGCUCCGUCCUUAGAGUUCCUUGUCCCUGCUCUGGUGCUGACCAGCCAGAAGCUACCUCUGGCCAUCCGGACACCUGGAAACUCCUCCUUUGUGCUGCGCCUGUGUGGGGGGCCUGGCUGCCAUGGCCUGGCGCUCCGGAACACUUCUCUCCGAGAGGUGUCCGGGGCUGUGGUGGUAUCCGGGGUGCUGCAGGGCACGCUGGGGCUGUUGGGGAGUCCCGGCCAUUUGUUCUCCCACUGUGGGCCCCUGGUGCUGGCCCCCAGCCUGGUGGUGGCAGGGUUCUCUGCCCACAGGGAGGUGUCCCUUUUCUGCUCUACUCACUGGGGACUGGCCUUGCUCACCUGGGCUCCUGCCAGUUACCUCGGUGCCCCUGGAGGCCAGCUUCAGCCUCCUCGCCUCACACUCACAUUCCUGUCUUCCGGCUCCUCUCGCUGUCUGCCUCCCCCAAGGCACCAUGGAUUUGGCUGCCUCACCCAGGCUGGAUCUCGGCGAGUGGCCCAUCUGGUGGGACUGCUCUGCGUGGGGCUUGGGCUCUCCCCAAGGCUGGCCCAACUCCUCACCACCAUCCCGCUGCCUGUACUUGGUGGGGUGCUUGGGGUGACCCAGGCCGUGGUUCUGUCUACUGGAUUCUCCAGCUUCCACCUGGCUGACAUUGACUCUGGGCGGAACGUCUUCAUUGUUGGCUUCUCCGUCUUCAUGGCCCUGCUGCUUCCGAGAUGGCUUCAGGAAGCCCCUGUGCUGAGCACAGGCUGGAGCCCCUUGGAUGUAUUACUGCGCUCGCUGCUCACAGAGCCCAUCUUCCUGGCAGGACUCUUGGGUUUCCUCUUAGAGAACACCAUUCCUGGCACAAGGCUUGAGCGAGGCCUAGGUCAAGGGCUGCCAUCUCCUUUCUCUACCCAAGAGGCUCGGGUGCCUCAGAAAUCCAGGGAGAAGGCUGCUAAAGAGUACCAACUUCCUUUCCCCACCCAAAAUUGGUCUCCCUGUAUCCCCCAGCCCCUCCGUUGCCUCUGCCCUCUGCCUGAAGACCCUAGGAAUGAGGAAGGAGGGGCCUGUGAGCCAGGAGAGACAGCAGACUUGUUGCUUGGCUUUGGGGAGCAGUGUCCUGAGUCUAGCAGAGAACUUAGGUCCCAGUGAUUACCAGGACUCCUACCCCUGUCCUGGUUAGUUUAGCCCUAUCUCCCAGCUUGCUGUGAGAGUCAGCUCCCAGGCUCUAAUUUCUCCUAGGAAGAAGGUGUGUGUGUGUGUGUGUGUGUGUGUGUGUGUGUGUGUGUGUGAGAGAGAGAGAGAGAGAGAAAUGGACCCACCUAAAGGUCUCACUUCCCAAUAGGUGUGUUGCCUUUCCUUCUCUUAAUUAGGCCUAACUGUUCCCGGCAGGGGCCAUGGUUUAGUGGACCAGGAAUGAAUGAAUGAGAUUUUGUAUGUGAACUAUCUAUAGUCGAACCCCAGCAUUCACUUAACAAAUAUUUAUUGAGGGCCUCCCAUGUGCAAGGUCUUGGAACUACAGAUAUGGAGAACACAGGGCCCCUGCCUUCUUAAGGUACCUACCAUUUAAAAAGCCUUAUGUAGGGGCACCUGGGUGGCUCAGUCGGAUAAGUGUCCAACUCUUGACUUUGGCUCAGGCACCGUGUAGGGCUCCGUGCUGAGCGUGGAGCCUGCUUGGGAUUCUCUCUCUCUGCCUCUCCCCCUGCUUGUGUGCUCUCUCUAAAUAAAUAAACAUUAAAAA